This is a messenger RNA of Bactrocera dorsalis (oriental fruit fly), 944 nucleotides long. RefSeq lists its product as uncharacterized. Lineage: Eukaryota; Metazoa; Arthropoda; Insecta; Diptera; Tephritidae. Bases 1 to 885 code for a protein of 294 amino acids. The record is from RefSeq and is a predicted model, not a curated record. The transcript has 2 exons.
AUGCUAAAUUUCACUUCAAAAUAUUCAUUAACUUUUAACAUAGCAUCUCAUUUGAAUAAAUUGAUUUGCGCUGUAUGUCCAGAUUCGAAAAUUGCCGAACAAUUAUCUAUAAGCCGCACAAAAGCUAGAGCUAUUAUUGUUAAUGUAACUGGGCAGACAGCUGAAGAAAAUAUAAUAGAGAUGUUACAGAACAAUUGCUUUGCACUACUUGUUGACGAAAGCACAGAUAAAUCUAUGAUAAAACAUUUAGCGCUUGUCGCUAGAAUAGUAAAAUUAGAUUUCAGCGUUGAAGAUAGAUUUCUGACUUUAAUACCAAUCGUAGAUGGAACAGCAACAGCGUUGUAUGGCAAAAUAGUAGAAUAUUUUGUUGAAAAAAAUAUUCCUUACAAAUCAAACAUGAUAGGCUUUGCUUCUGAUUGCGCUAACGUUAUGUUUGGAGAUAAACAUUCAUUGACCACUUUGUUUAAAAAUGACAUACCUCACCUUUUUACUAUGAAGUGCAUUUGUCAUUCUUUUAACCUAUGCGCAUCAUACGCAUGUGAGAAAUUGCCAAGGGGCGUGGAAGAUUUCUGUAGAGACGUAUAUAAUCAUGUACAAAAUUCACCAAAACGUAUUGGAGAUUUCAAAAUAUUUCAAUCAUUCACAAAUAUUAAGCCACACGAAUUACUCCACCCUAGCCAAACCAGAUGGUUGUCGCUUACUGAGGUAGUAAAUAGGGUUCUGGAACAAUUACGAGCUAUAAAAUUGUAUUUUCAAGCUGCAGUUCAUGUAUAUAGAUUACUUUCUGCGCAAUCAAUUCUCUCCAAGGCUCUCGAACCGACAACUGAAUUGUACCUGGAGUUUUUGAAAUUUGCAUUACCUAUAUGUAUUUACCGAUCUCAAUAAAAAAAUGCAAUCCGAGACUCCGAAAUUAUAAUUACUAUACGAAAAAAUACUGACCGCAU